CAAUUUCUGGGAGAGGGGGUGUCUCUGGGAAGCAGCUCUGAGAAAUUGGCUCAGUUUGGACCUUUAGAUGAGAUCUUAGCCUCUUUUUUUCCUGCCUCCCCCCCCCAACUCCCUUGAGCUCAGUUCUCGCCAGCAGCAACCUCCAGGUGCACAGUUCAGACAGGAGGAGGGGACGCUACCGGCUGCAAUGGCGUCCAACAUGGAUAGAGAAAUGAUACUGGCUGACUUUCAGGCAUGUACCGGUAUAGAAAAUAUUGAUGAAGCAAUCACCUUACUUGAACAAAAUAACUGGGAUUUAGUGGCAGCUAUAAAUGGCGUCAUACCACAGGAAAAUGGUAUUUUACAAAGUGAAUUCAGUGGAGAGACUUUACAAGGGCCAGCCUACGGUCCCACUAGUCAUCCUUCCUCAUCAUCUUCAACACCUUCCUCAUCGUCUGCAUUUCGCCAUGUAGUGCCAUCCAGACAAAUAGUGGAGAGACAGCCACGAAUGCUUGAUUUCAGAGUAGAGUACAGAGACCGAAAUGUGGACGUGGUACUUGAAGACAGUUCUACAGUUGGAGAAAUCAAACACAUUUUAGAAAAUGAACUUCAAAUUCCUGCGUCAAAAAUGCUGCUAAAGGGCUGGAAAAGUGGAGAAGUAGACGACAGUACUGUUCUAAAAUCUCUACACUUGCCAAAGAACAACAGCCUGUAUGUUCUAACACCUGAUUUGCCACCACCGUCUUCAUCAGCUUUGCCUGGUGCCCUGCAGGAAUCAUUAAAUCAAAACUUCAUGCUGAUCGUCACCCAUCGAGAAGUCCAGCGGGAGUACAACCUCAACUUCUCAGGAAGCAGUACCAUUCAGGAGGUUAAGCGGAAUGUGUAUGACCUGACAAGUAUCCCCGUUCGUCAUCAGUUAUGGGAAGGCUGGCCUGCUUCUGCAACAGAUGACUCCAUUACUCUAGCAGCGUCUGGGAUCUCUUAUCCUUGCCACCGACUUACAGUUGGAAGAAGAUCCUCACCAACACAAACCAGAGAACAGUCAGAAGAGCCAUGCACAGAUGUACACAUGGUUAGUGACAGUGAUGGAGAUGACUUUGAAGAUGCUACAGAGUUUGGAGUGGAUGAUGGAGAGAUGUUUGGCAUGGCAUCAUCGGCACAGAGGAAAUCUCCAAUGAUGCCAGACAACACUGAAAAUGAAGGAGAUGCCUUAUUACAGUUCACUGCAGAAUUUUCUUCAAGAUACGGCGACUGCCAUCCAGUAUUUUUUAUUGGAUCACUAGAGGCUGCUUUUCAAGAGGCCUUCUAUGGGAAAGCCAGAGAUAGAAAGCUUCUUGCUCUCUAUCUCCACCACGACGAAAGUGUGCUAACCAACGUGUUCUGUUCUCAAAUGCUUUGUGCCGAGUCUGUUGUUUCCUAUCUUAGUCAGAAUUUCAUAACCUGGGCAUGGGACAUGACAAAAGAAGCAAAUAGAGCAAGGUUUCUAACAAUGUGUACAAGACACUUUGGUAGUGUUGUAGCUCAAACAAUUCGAACACAGAAGACUGAUCUCUUUCCACUGUUCCUGAUCAUUAUGGGGAAACGAUCUUCGAAUGAGGUGCUGAAUGUAAUACAAGGUAACACAACAGUGGAUGAGCUAAUGAUGAGGCUGAUGGCUGCAAUGGAGAUCUUCAGCGCACAGCAGCAGGAAGACAUCAAGGAUGAGGAUGAACGUGAGGCCCGAGAGAAUGUGAAGAGAGAACAGGAUGAAGCUUAUCGAAUCUCACUUGAAGCUGAUAGAGCAAAGAGAGAAGCUCAAGAAAGAGAAAUAGCAGAGCAAUUUCGUUUAGAACAGAUUAAGAAAGAACAGGAGGAAGAACGUGAGGCUAUUAGGCUAUCUCUAGAACAGUCUUUGCCUCCAGAGCCAAAAGAGGAGAGCCCUGAAUCAGUCAGUAAGCUGCGCAUCCGGACACCCAGUGGAGAGUUCUUUGAGCGACGUUUCCUAGCCAACAGCAAACUGCAGGUCGUCUUUGAUUUUGUAGCUUCUAAGGGAUAUCCUUGGGAAGAAUUCAAGCUCCUAGGGACUUUCCCCAGAAGAGAUGUGACCCAGUUGGAUCCAAAUAAAUCAUUACUGGAGUUAAAAUUGUACCCUCAAGAAACACUUUUCCUAGAGGCAAAAGAAUAGUUCAAGCCAGAUUGGAGGACUAACUAAGCCUUUGAUAAAGAGUGAGGCAUGGUGAACACUUUACCCAAAUCGCCGUGCACUAUCAUUUAACUCAAAAAUCAAUGUCACAACUCUGCCUCUGACAAGAAGCCAGGAAGAAAGAAUAAACAGCGCUGUUUGAAAAGUUUCCUAUACGUGACUAUAUGUUUCCAACCUCAUUUAAAUGAGCAGAGAAAAGUACUCUGCUGUAAACACUGAACACUAUGACUCUGUUGCUCACCUACCAUCUGGCUUUUGUUAUAAUUAAUGCACUGUUAGAAUGUGAGUGAUUGUCAAGUAGAAUUUUUACUCCUCAAUUACCCCCUUUUUCACCAAGAAUUCUUGGACAUUUCUGCCCAUACUUUUGACACUAGAAUACUGUAUAUUUGAUAUCUUGCUGAACCAGUGCUCUCAUAUAUAUAUGCAUUUUCUUCCUGUGUUUUGAAUUUCUACUUCACCAUCUAAUUUUUUUAAGGCAGAAAAUAAAUAAAUGGGACAUUUUCAGCCUUGGAGAUUUAACAGUAUUGUAGCAGUAGAAAGCAGAGACCUUUUCCCCUGGUACUUAUUGACUUCUUUCAUAAGAUGUAAGGUUUUGUUUGAAGAAUAUAGAUUGACAUAUAUGCAAGAUAUUUAUUUACUGGUUUUUAAUUUUUUUUUUUUUUGCU
Messenger RNA from Euleptes europaea (tarantolino), 2826 nucleotides. It is a transcript of the gene FAF1, whose product is annotated as Fas associated factor 1. Gene Ontology annotation, cellular component: endoplasmic reticulum; nucleus. The record is from RefSeq and is a predicted model, not a curated record. The transcript is spliced from 19 exons. Bases 188 to 2143 code for a protein of 651 amino acids. Lineage: Eukaryota; Metazoa; Chordata; Lepidosauria; Squamata; Sphaerodactylidae. Gene Ontology annotation, molecular function: ubiquitin binding; NF-kappaB binding.